AUGAUUUUCGCUUUUCUCUCUUUCUCUCUCUCUCUCUCUCUCUCUCUCUCUCUCUGUAUCCCUCUUUUUCCUGUCUCCAACUUUCUCUUUUACCCCUCUCUCUCCACUUUCCUUUCUCUCCUCUACUUUUCUCUCUUCGCUCUCUUUCCUUUUCUCGCUUUCUCUUCACCUCUCUCCAUUUCACCCUCUACGUUUCUCUCUACAUACCUCCUUCUGUCUUUUUUCACAAUCUUUCUCUUUCGUUCAUACCUUCCCUCUUUUCUCUCUCUCUCUCCGUCUUUCUCUACUCCCUGCACCUUUCUUCGUCCUCCUCUCUUCAUCUUUCUCUCUCUUCUUGUGCCUUUUCUUUUUCUUCUUUACUCACCCUCUUUCUCUCUUCCCCUUACCAUACAACUUUUCUCUCUCUCUCUCUGUCUCUCUCUUUCUCCCUUCGUCUCUCCUUCUCUCAACCCCACCUUUCUUACCACCUUAUCUCUCCACAAUCUCUCUCCCUCUCUACAACUUUCAUUCUCAUCUUCUUACUUCGUCAAUCUCUUCUUCUGUCUUCCUCUAUCCUUCCAACUUUCUCUCUUUCCUACACCGUCCUUCACUCUCUCCAUCUCCCUUUGUGAUCGUGACUCACCUCUCUCUCCUUCCAUCUUUCUCUCUCUCCUUUCAAAUUUAUCUUUCUCUCCACCUUUCUUUUUCUCCCUUUCUUCCUUUAGCUUUCUUCAUUCUCCUCUAUUCCCCGUCUUUCUUUCUUUUAUAUCUUUCUUUCCCAUUUUUCUUUUCUUUUUUUUUUCUCUUCCUCCAUCUUUCUCUCUCAUCUCUCACCCGCCAUUCUUCUUUCUUUUCUUCUGUCUUAUUCUAUCUACUUCUUCAUCCUACUUUUCUCUCCGUUUCUCUCUCUUUUUCUUUCUCUCAUUCCAUCCUUCAUUAAUUCCGUAUACUCAAAUCUGUUCAUUCGCACUUACCCGUUGGCAGUGGGGUUUGCAAGAAGCGCAAUGCCAGACGAGAUCCCAGUUAUCAAACGGUGUUAAUAACAUGUGA
This is a messenger RNA of Acanthosepion pharaonis, 1029 nucleotides long. The record is from the annotation of a GenBank genome assembly. Lineage: Eukaryota; Metazoa; Mollusca; Cephalopoda; Sepiida; Sepiidae.